This is a messenger RNA of Paramecium tetraurelia, 2493 nucleotides long. RefSeq lists its product as uncharacterized. The transcript has 7 exons. Gene Ontology annotation, biological process: regulation of transcription by RNA polymerase II. Lineage: Eukaryota; Ciliophora; Oligohymenophorea; Peniculida; Parameciidae. The record is from RefSeq and is a predicted model, not a curated record.
AUGCCAUAAGAAAAUUGUGUAGUUUGCGGGAAAAGAUAAGAUGGUUUAUAUGAAUUGCUGCCUCAUUUCAGAUCAAGACAGUCUUGCAAGUACAUACACAAGAUGUGUCUGCUGUUAUUUAGUUCUGAUUGGAAUCAUCGAGUUGCUGCGAAUGAGCGAUUGUAUUACAAUGAAUACCGGAAAGAGUGUUCAGUGUGUGGGAGGAGAAGCAAGCAAUAGGUGGUUAGAUGUGCACACAGUUAAUGUAGAAAAAGAUUUCAUUUGGAGUGCUUGAGGAAUGCUGUAAUUAAGGCGAAUUCAAAUACAAGGGAUUAUUAUCCGAGACUGGACGCAUAUUGUUAAGAGCAUUCUCUCGAUUAAAUUAAAACUAGUAAUUUGGAUGAGUGUGUAGAAUCCAUUUUUAAUGAACAUCUAUCAAAUUAGGAAUAAGAACCUGGUUAGAUUUAGAAGAAGAAACACAAAAAAAAGCAUAAGAAGAAACGUUCUCGAUCAAGAUCAAGAUCUCACAAGAAAUCAGGACGUCGAUCGAGUAGCUAAUGCAGAUUUAGUGAUAGUUAAAGUUCGAAAUCAUCAAAAUCGCAACCCAAAAAUCACUCUCAUCCAAAAAAAGACAGUUUGCUAGUUAUACCUGAAAGCAAGAUUACUGAUUUCAUGAUAUAAAAAGUCAAAAUCCUAACACAAGGACCUUUGUUGGAAAAAGAGGAGUCUAUUGUUGAACCUCUGCCCAUUCUUCAGCCUAUCCCCUAGCCCAUUAUUGUGCAGAAGGAGGUUGAAAAACAGAAGAUUUAUCCCCAAAUUCAAAGGCCCAUUGUUGAAGAUCCUGAGUUCCCCUAUACCGAAAGAGAAAACAAGAGAGAUCAAUCCAUUCUGAAGUGGUGGGAAAAAAUUGAGGAAAUCUACUUCAAAGGGGAAGAGAAACUACCAAUUACCAAAGUUGAAGAAUUCCAGAAUCCUUUCGAAUGGUCGAAUCAAGGAAUGGAUGAGGAUUUGCUUAAUUAUGCCGAUCAGAUGAAUAUUGCCUAUCAUACAGUUGAGAUUUCAAUGUAGAGGAAGCAUAAAUGUUUUAAUUAGAUGUUCAAAAACUCAGUAUUAGUACACUAAUUGUAAAAAUCUUUUAGUUUCAUUCGAUAUAGUUUUACCGAGCAUGUAGGCAAAGCAACACCCAAAGGAUUGUUGAGGACCAAUAUACAAUUGUAUAGAUAUUUAUAAGAAACAGUUGACAUUCCUACAUAUUCUGAUAAGGAAAUAGUUGGCAAAGAUCUAAUUUAUUUAGAGGGUUGCGAAUUAACUAAAUAGGAAUAUUAGGAUUGCUUCGAAUUAGAACAGCAAAUUAAAGAGGUCUAUUCUAAAUUGGAAUCUCAAUUAGACAUUGAAAGUGACACAAUCCAAUAAUUCGAUAUUGUCUAUCACAUCUUGAAUAAAGAACUCACCUCUGUAGUUAAAUAAAACAAUCAAUUCCGAGAAUAAAUCAAUUCCCAAAUCACUGAUUACAAUUUCAAAAUAUUGAACACCGAAUAACAACUAUUGAUUGAUUUAUUGAGGUGGUCUCAAAUCGUCAAAGCCUUCAUAAAUGGAUAUAAAGACAAAAAUGCAGAUGUCUUAAACUCCUUCUUUCCUUGCCAAUUAACAUUGACAUCCCAAUCCUCCCAAAAAGCUUAGUAAAAGAAGAAGAAAAUCCACUCUAAGGAAAAUACUCAACCUUUAGAUACAGACUGCAAAAUCUGUUUUGAUUACCAUUACACAGAUUUCAAUCCUGUCAUCUACUGCGGAAAGUGCUCCACAUCCUUCCAUAAGAUUUGUUAUGGUUUGACUGGAUCCCUUGACGAAGAUGAUGUUAUUUGUGAUGGAUGUUAUUAUGAGUCAUCUAAGGUGUAUUAAUUCAGAAGAGGUGCUGCAAAAUGUAGAAUCUGUAAAAAACUAGGAUUGCCACAAAAGUACAUAAGAAGCUCCUUUUAUCACGUUUCUUGUUUGCUUUUAACCAACUAAGUCAUUCUCUCAGAUGGUGCCUAUGAUGUUAGAAAUAGAAAGAAUGAUAUCAAGCAAUUUUGCAAAGAUAACGAAUCCAGUACUCCCCAAUGUGCAGUUUGCGGAGAUUCUAAAGGAUUUCGUUUUAUGUGUUCUGGCGGAGAAACCAUUCCGUGCAAGCAUGCCUUCCAUCCCAUCUGUGCUUAUCUACAUGGCUUAACCAUCGACAUCGAAAGCGAGGAUCUAGAACAGUGUUGCAAAGAACUAAGGUUUGCUCAGUUAAAUGUGCAUAUCAAAUGUGUCUUACAUUGUAAUAAAACAUUGUAAGAACUCGUACAGUAGACUUACUACAGGAGAUUUGCACUGAAUUAUGAGCAAACAGCCAAAUGUGGAGGUGAAGACGUGUUCAUCGAAGAAUUCAAGAAAACUAAAGGAUAUAAAUAUCUCUCACUAAAGUUACCCAUUUCAAGAAAUGACAAUUUAUAAUAAUUUAUUAAUUAAAAUGGUACACCAACCCAACAGAUGUGA